Molecule: messenger RNA, 3366 nt
Organism: Lineus longissimus
Lineage: Eukaryota; Metazoa; Nemertea; Pilidiophora; Heteronemertea; Lineidae
Exons: 2
Coding region: 1163-2038 (291 amino acids)
Source: RefSeq, a predicted model, not a curated record
AACAUUAGUCUAAUGGUUCCAUACAUCUACGGAGCUUGUGUAACAAAGAGGAGGAGGCGGCCAACAAGUCCAAUUGCUUGAACUAGCAUGCUGACACAUUGCAUCCAAUAUGCGAUCAGACUUUCAAUGCCAAUUCACCCUGUGGACGAAAUACGCAGGUUGAGGCAUUGAUUUUCAUGUCUGGGUUCAAAUGUUUCUCGUAGUGAGGCGAUCACAUCGUGUACCAGAGCCAAGGAUGCGGCCACGUAUAGUCAAUAAAAGUCUGAAACGUCUUUUGUCCUUAUCAAGUGAGACAUCGUGAAGGAGGAUAUAUUAAGAGGUAUUGAACGCACUCAGACAGCUACGGAUGGAUAUCACGGUAUCAUCUUACUCAUUGACAGUUGCGGGAGAGGCAGCCUGAUGGAAGGACGGCGCCAACACCUUUGAUGUUCAUCACCAGAAUCUAACGCCUUUGACACCAGAGCGGGUCCCUACAAGGUCGACAGGUUUGGAAGGUUUGGCGAGACUGAAGUCAAGGUACGCGGGAAGUGCGAUCAGCGGGCGGAGUCGAAUGGUUUGAAUGCCUGUGGUUUCUCAAGACUGUCGUCGAUUCAGGUACUGCGGAAGUUUGCCCAGUGGGCGUUCUGGAAACGUUUGGAAUGUUUCUCGAGACAUGUCGCAAGUUCCGGGGUUCGAUCCGUCAAACUAAAGUCAGCAAUUGUUGUUGAAACGGACAUACUGAACUGAACUGAACUGAACUGAACUGACGGACAUACUGAACUGUCAAUCUGUGACACAGGAAUUCGACAUAAAACGACUGAUGCAUUGGUUCAGUCUAACUGAGAAACUGAUACAAGAAUGAUGAAUGUUCAUCGUUAGCUACAGCUGUUAGAGUGAGAAAGUUCAUUUCGUUUGUUAUACCAAAUGCGAUAAAGAGUGACAUUUUCUUCAUUCGUGAUUUUUAUCUGCUUUCAUUUGAAACCAGUGAUACAUGUUAGUUUGAUUAAUCUGCAAGUGUUUUGGUGUGAACGAGUGACGUAUGGGAUUUAUGUGAUAGAAUUCGAGUACAUCAAAACGAGUGAUGCGUACAUCACGACGAGUGGUUGGCUCAGAUUAUUUGCAAAUUAGGUGUCAUUAAAACGAAUGUCUAUUCGACUCAUUCAGUGAGAAAGGGAAAUCCAUCAUGGAUGUCAAAGAAAAGCGAAGAGAAUCGAAAUUUGCCGCAAGGUUGUCUCAGAAACGUGACAAGGAAAAUAAACGGGCGUAUAAGUCGAACGAUAUUGCGAGACCACUUUACACGAGCUCAGAGAAGGGUAAGUCGAGUAGCCAGAAAUCAGAUCUCAAACUGGGGACUGGUACUGACCAGGUUUUAACUUGCCUUAGUGAUAGAAAUCUAAAUUAUGCAGCAACAACUUUAGAGGAAUGGGGAGUGUUUUCCGUUGGUUGGGACGAGAUUCACGGAGAUUUGUUCCAUCUGGAUGGACGCAGCCACGAGAUGGGACAAAAAUAUUGCGGAAUUUAUGAAAAGGAGGUGGAUUCACAGCUCGAGAGUGCUUUUGAUACGAUAGAGAUUGAAGAUAUUGAUAGCUGCGAUGAGAUGGAGUACGAUUUAGAUUCUUAUGAGCGAUAUACACCAAAAUACGACCGGGAUGUGAACACUUGGACUAGCUUUGCCAUGUGCCAUGUAGAUGUGGAAAGCCCGGGGAGCAUCAGUACAUUCAGUGGAGACUUUCCCAUGGAAUACUUCGCGGAUGAUAUAGUUCCUGGGACGAGUCCCCCAAGUACUGGCAACACCAUUGACACAUCCACAGAUUCUCUAAUGGAUGGUGCGAAUUCUAAAAAUGGCAAUACCACUUUAGAACCCCAUUUCAUUUCAUUAGAUUCCGAUGGCGACCCGGUUGAUUUCCUCAAUGAUAACCUUCCCAAGGUCACAGACGCACAGCUCCGGGAGCAGAACUGCCUUCGUGAUAAGAUUGAGAGUACCACCUUUAGCACAACAUCUCACCUUCAUAACAUGAAUAAUGAUGAAAUUGAACGCACUGCAAUUGACAAUCGGUGAUAGUGGAAGUAUUUUACCAUUAAGGGUCCAGCACUUCCGUUUAGAUUGGAAUAUGAGAAUUUUCGGAUUCGCGGCUCAUCUUGGCGAACUUUCACCACUAAAGUGUUGCCGUUUUAUCAUUCAAGUGAACGGUCAUCCUUAGCCCUGAGAAUGGUACACGCAUGUUGGGUAGUUUUAACUGGUGAUAGUUUAAGUUUGAAUUAUUUCCUUUUAGUUUUUCUUGCAUAUUAUUAUCAUAGUGUUGAAUACUUUGUUUGUCAGCAACUUCGGAUAAAGAAGUUCGGAACGAAAACCAUGGUAACAUGCGGACAAAGGCGAUGCGACAUCCUUGGUUGACCCCUUCCUCAUCCCAUUAAUGCGGUGAUGCUAUUACCCAGGCGGGUUUCGCUCACGCUAUCCUAAUUCCUGCAUGCAAACUUUCCCCAUUUCGAAUAAAGGAAGCAGUACUGGAGAUGAUGUCGCAAGGUUUUGCUUCAUAAAAGAUUGGCGACAAGGGAAUAAAUGGCAUGCUUGCUAUAUGUUAUCGCAGUUACCCCGCACAAUAAUGUUUUCUUCGCCGCAACAACGAUUAGGAUACACGAUAUCUAGCUGUUGGUGACAUUUUUUUGGUAUAUAAUAGGAGUUUUUCGCGAACAGUUGCUAUCACUGUCGUAGUUAAUUUUCAAAUUUAAGAUAUCAGUAAAAACCCAAAAUGAUUCUUCGCGAAAACUUGGUAUUGUUGGCAUUGCCUCCCACGCAUGCAUCUCUUGAAGGAUUAUGGAAGCCAUCGUAAUUCAAAUUUUGUAUGAAGAGCAUUUUCAUUUGCCGUUGGCUGGUACUGUAUCAAGUUUGUUAUAUACAUACAUGAUGUAUCAGAAAGCUUUCAUAAGCCGAAGGAAACAUACAAUAGGGUUUAUAUUUGGUAGCUAUGGCAUCGGGAGAAACUGCUAUUCAUGAGUCCUAUAUGAUACAGGGUCUCGAAGAAAGAAUGCAAUACUUCCUUGAGUAUGGUGGGAUCUGGUAGCGUUUGUUUGCCGUCGAGGCGGAUGGUAGUGGCUGGGGGCGUCAUCCAUAUAUUUUGGAGUUUCAAUCCUUAGGCCUUGCAAUGGUUAAGAAGUUUGAUUGGGACUGGAGGUUCAGUUUGUGACCAAUAAAAAAAAACCCAUAGUUGUGAACUGGAGGCAUUUUUAUUACCAUGUUUAUACUGCAAGUGUGGCACCAUCUUCCCUCCAAAAGUUGCAUCUGUCCUCGUUAAUACGCUGAUGUUCUAAAAGCAAUAACUCCACAAGGUACGAUUUGUAUCCAUAGUCUUUAUAGAAUAUGAAUAGAUCAACAUAUACCAAUUUUAA